Acanthosepion pharaonis is the source of this 576-nucleotide messenger RNA. The record is from the annotation of a GenBank genome assembly. NCBI's taxonomy places the organism in Eukaryota, Metazoa, Mollusca, Cephalopoda, Sepiida, Sepiidae.
AUGUAUUUCCUGCUGGAACAACCGGAAGGUAUUGGACAGGUAGAAUGCAGCGGACAACAAAAAGAUGCUCUCCUAGGAGAGCCGGUACGCGUUGCAAUAUCUAUUAAUAUUCACGAUGUUGUGGGAGAAACAUUUAUUGUUCAUAUCUAUCUAUCUAUCUAUCUAUCUAUCUAUCUUGUCGCUCUGUCUGUCUGUCUGUCUGUCUAUCUAUUAAACUAUAGUGUCUCUCAGUCUAUAUUGUCUCUUCAUCAAUAUCUAUAUCUAUCUAUCUAUCUAUCUAUCUAUCUAUCUUUCUAUAUUGUCUCUUCAUCAAUAUCUAUCUAUCUAUCUAUCUAUCUAUCUAUCUUGUCGCUCUGUCUGUCUGUCUGUCUGUCUAUCUAUCAAACUAUAGUGUCUCUCAGUCUAUAUUGUCUCUUCAUCAAUAUCUAUCUAUCUAUCUAUCUAUCUAUCUAUCUAUCUGUCUGUCUGUCUGUCUAUCUAUCAAACUAUAGUGUUCUCAUCUAUAUUGUCUCUUCAUCAAUAUCUAUCUAUCUAGACAAUCUAUCUAUCUAUUUGUCUAUAUUUUCUCUUAAAUGA